AUGGAUGACUUACAGGAGAGGCUAGAUGGAAGAAAUGCAACCGUGUUGAUUCUUCUUGCCAUCUCAGCAGCUUUCAACACCAACCAUCAUGGCAUCAUUCUGAGCUCCCUUUGUGUCUGCCAGAGGGCGUGGGAGACGGAGACGGCGCCAUCGCCGUCGCUCUUGGACGGGAGAGCGGGAGCCCGGCGACACCGGCGGCAGCAGCGGCAGCAGCAGGCGCUGACACCCGCGGAGGUGGUGGACGAGGAGGAGGAGGAGGAGCAGCACCAGGAGAUCCAGGAAGACGAAAGGGACAAUGGUACUGAAGCUGUUAUUGAUGACUAUAAAAAAAUGGGGACUCUCUUUGGUGAGCUCAACAAAAGCCUAAUCAGGAUAGGCUUUGCAAGGAUGUAUUUUGGAGAACGGAUUGUGGAACCAGUAAUUAUCAUGUUCUUCUGGGGUAUGCUCUGGUUUCUUGGUCUACAAGCUCUUGGACUAGUUGCUGUUCUCUGCCUUGUCAUUAUUUAUGUUCAGCAAUAAAAUACAAUGGAUGGUGUGGUUCAAUGACUAUGUCAUAUCUUGGAGGAUUUCCAUACUUGACCAAACAAGAAUGGUUUAUUAUGAGCUGCUGUGCUGAUCUUCAUAUGGCCAUUAAUAUUAUGCACUCUUUUCUUUCAAGUUGCCAUUACCUCUGUAAAAGGAAGCCAAAACAUUCUAAUGCAUUAUGAAUGUUUAAAAAUGCACCUAAUCCAUUAUGAAUAUUUAAAAAAUUCUAAUACAGCCUGGGUAGAUGAGCAAAAGGGAAUCUUAAUACAUGAUAAAUGAGUUAAUUAAAGAGAUUGAAUCAAAAUAGUUUCUGUGGACUCCGGUUCUGAGAGGUGUUCUGGAAUGGAAGCAAACUUUGUCAAAAUUGAAUCAACAUUGAUUUUGUAUCUAUUCUGUGACUACUUUCAUACUUUUGUAUGAGGAGGUAGACUUUAAAAGGCAAAUUUGUAUGAGCUUUUAUGCUGCAUGAUUUUGUAACAUCCUAUAAAUCUCUUCACAGACUUAUUCACUAUUGUCUGUGUACGUACAAAGUGUUGUUAAGACAGUCGACUUUUGUAUGCCAUUAAUUAUUUCUGAGCACAUUAUAUAUAAGUUGAUUUUUAUUUUGCAAAUAAGAAUACUCUUGCAGCUUUUCUACCACAACAUGUUUUCACUAUCACUUUUCAUACUUUUUCUCUACUACUUAUAGAAUGUUCGUUAUCUAUAAUACUUUAUAAAGUAUUGUCCUUCUCAUUAUGAUGUCUUGCAAAGCAAAAGCUUCUUUGAAUUGAGAGGGCUGGAGGGAAUACUCAAGAAAAGAAUUGUUCAUCACAACCUUAGAAAUGCACUGUUAAUGCAAUCUCAUGGUGCUCUUUCCCAAAUAGAAGAACUCCUUCUGUCCACAGAAAACCUUAGCAAAUGGCAAUGAGGAGGCACUUUCCACCAUUUCCCCAAGCUUUCUGGAGGUUAACUGUGCCAUAUCCCAUUUUAGUUCUGGAGGAUUACUUGAUCCUCUAGAACAGAUAUAUGUGAAAAUACACCCUUUCUGUUGCUGGAAAUCUUCUGCAAAUAAAAAAAACACCUUUA
This is a messenger RNA of Pogona vitticeps (central bearded dragon), 1590 nucleotides long. It is a transcript of the gene FAM241A, whose product is annotated as family with sequence similarity 241 member A. NCBI's taxonomy places the organism in Eukaryota, Metazoa, Chordata, Lepidosauria, Squamata, Agamidae. The record is from RefSeq and is a predicted model, not a curated record. Gene Ontology annotation, cellular component: intracellular membrane-bounded organelle.